Sabethes cyaneus is the source of this 1092-nucleotide messenger RNA. RefSeq lists its product as uncharacterized. Gene Ontology annotation, cellular component: transcription regulator complex; nucleus. Gene Ontology annotation, biological process: regulation of transcription by RNA polymerase II. The record is from RefSeq and is a predicted model, not a curated record. Bases 139 to 1092 code for a protein of 317 amino acids. Gene Ontology annotation, molecular function: DNA binding. Lineage: Eukaryota; Metazoa; Arthropoda; Insecta; Diptera; Culicidae. The transcript is spliced from 2 exons.
AGCAAGCUCUACCUAAUUGUUUAGGGAUUCGAAGUGUCAAAAAGUGCCACUGUUGAACUGCUGAUAGUAGAAUAUAUUCAGCAAGGCCUCUUGCGCAAGUGUAAACAGCCAAUCGAGUAGCGUUUCCUUCUGCUGGCAAUGGCACCACCGAUUGUAGCUGCGGCUGCCGUCGCUUCCACACCCUGCUCGGUCAGAGACUCAUCGGCGGUAGGCUCCGGUAGUGUCACUCCGCUGGCUACCGGCAGCAGCCAAAGCCACGGCAGAAAUAUCAACAUCACCGAAGAAACAUUAAAGCUAAUCGCUUGCGUCAAGGCAAGACCGGCGCUCUGGCAUCGGAAGCAUCUUCGGCAGCGCGUUCAGGUUGCGCAUCGCGGUUGGGAGGAAAUUCGUGAAACAUUCAACUCCGCUGAUGUGACAUCACUUAAAACCCGCUGGAAGACUUUGCGAGACAGCUUCCGUCGAGAAGUGAAACGUAUUGAAGAUGGCGAUCAGGAUAAGUCUACAUGGCCUCUGUACAAUACGUUGUCAUUUCUGAUUGGCCAUUUCCGUACGAAAGAAAACUACUGCCACGGUGAUUCACAAUCGCCGGACGAAACAAAUAAGGAGGAGAACAAAGAGCAUUGGCAGUACGGCGUGGAUGGCGAGCACGAUCCUGAUUACAACGAAACCAUUCAAUCGAUAUAUCCCGAAGCAAAAAGGAGACGGUAUGAAACUGUGUCUACCGCCGAAUGCAAUUCGCUUGCCGAAGAAAGUGAUCCGGAAGAUCUGAUCGCGAGCUUCCAGAACGUUUCGAAUGCCGAAUCGUACGAAAAUUUGCAAAUGGAAGCCGCUCGCAGCUGCGAGGUAAUUGAGGUUUACCCACAACAACACAGAGAGGUAACGUUCAAAAAUCGACUGCGCGCACGCAUGAAAACGGAACCGGUUGAGUUGGAAGAGCAAACUGUUGCACACGAUGGAAGCGUCAAACUGGACUCCGACUACAAUUUUCUGAUGAGCCUGCAUCCGUUCCUGAGACGAUUGUCUGGCAAAAAGAAUCUCUCGCUAAGGAUUCAAAUCCAACAAAUGAUUGCUGAUGCAUUGGAUGAGGAUUAG